Menidia menidia (Atlantic silverside) is the source of this 3597-nucleotide messenger RNA. The record is from the annotation of a GenBank genome assembly. Lineage: Eukaryota; Metazoa; Chordata; Actinopteri; Atheriniformes; Atherinopsidae.
UCAUCCUUUGAAAGGCUCAUCAUGGGGUUGCAGGUUGCACUCCAGUUGGGGUUCUACAGCCUUUGUCUGACUCUGGCACUUCUUGAUUUGGGGGAGGGACAGAUACUUCCUGAACCUGCACAGAUAAACUGUGUGUGGAGUGCCUGGUCAGAGUGGAGUGCCUGUGAUCCUUGUACUAAAGUCAGAAGACGUUCACGUGGUAUUGAAGUAUUCGGCCAGUUUGCGGGUGAUGCCUGCCAGGGAUCAAUUGGUGAAAGGCAGGCUUGCGUUACCACUGAUAAAUGUGUUGUUCCAACUGUAGCCCCUUGCCCAAACUCGGACUUCCAGUGUGAUUCAGGAACAUGUAUUAAAAAGAGGUUGGUUUGCAACGAUGACCUCGACUGUGAAGACCAAUCAGAUGAAUAUGACUGCGAUACUUUACGUAAACCCUGCGGUGAGUCGGUCCUCAUGAACAAUGAGCAAGGCAGGACAGCAGGAUAUGGGAUCAAUAUAUUGGGCUCCGCUCCUCGAAUGAAUCCCUUCAACAAUGAUUACUUCUAUGGAAGAUGUGAUCGAGUGAGGAAUCCAACCUCUGGGCAAUACGACAGACUUCCAUGGAAUGUCGGUGUCCUCAACUAUGAGACUCUGGUGGAGGAAACGUUCUCCAGAGAAAUCUAUGAAGACACACAUAGCCUACUAAAGGAAAUAUUGCAUGAAAAGACUUUUAAUAUAGAUGCUGGAUUGUCCUUCAAGUUUAGCCCAUCUGAGCAGUCCAAUUCAAAUCUCUCUGGGUCAGUUGGUGCGGAGGGUGGAUUCUCAAGGACAAGCAUGAUAAAGAAUGUUACAGAAUAUACAAAAAUCAAGAACAAGAGCUUUAUAAAAAUAAAAGGCACAGUGCAGCUGAGCACCUACAGGCUUCGCUCCCGUGAGCUGCAGGUUAAUGAUGAAUUUGUGCGCCAUGUCAAAGAACUGCCUUUGGAGUAUGAGAAGGGAGGUUAUUUUGCUUUCUUGGAAGACUAUGGAACCCAUUACACCAAAAAUGGAAAAUCCGGUGGCCAAUAUGAGCUGGUGUAUGUUCUAAAUCAGGACACCAUCAAAGAGAAAAAAAUGACGGAAAGAAAAAUUCAAGAAUGUUUCAAAGCGGGCCUCACAGCAGACAUUUCUAUUGCGGGCGGGCCAAGUAUAGGAGGACACGUGAAGCCAGAUGGGUGUGAUACAAAACCGUCAUCAGAAACAGAAACUCGGGACGGAAAAGCAAUGGUAGACAAGGUAAUGACAUCCGUCAGAGGAGGAACAGUAGACACUGCUGGUGUCAUGAGGGCUAAGCUGAAUAUCGAGGGUGUGAUGGACAUUAACGCAUACAAGGAAUGGGCCCGGUCUGUUGGAGAAUACCCUGCACUCCUCAACAGUGAGCCAGAGCCCAUCUACAAUCUAAUUCCACUGGAUGUCCCAGAUGUAAACACCAAGAUAUCACACCUUAAGAGGGCCACGCAGGAUUAUUUGGCGGAAUAUAGCGUGUGCAAGUGUAAACCCUGUCAGAACGGAGGCAGCCCUGCCCUGAUAAAUGGAAAUUGCAUGUGUUUAUGUGCUCCUCUAUUCGAGGGCCUAGCCUGCCAGAACUUCAAGAGUGACAAAGCCAAUAAUCAAGGUGGAAGACCUCAGGUUAAUCAGGAGGGAAACUGGUCCUGCUGGGCGGCCUGGUCUACCUGUAGUGGUGGGAAACGCAGCAGAACUCGUAGCUGCAACACAGAUGGGCUUGUUGGUGCUUCAUGCAGAGGAGAUACGAGGAGUGAGGACUACUGCUAAGACAAAAGACGACUCCCACUCUCCCACUAUACCAAACUGUACAAAUGAAAUCUAGUGUUGGAAAAUGAGGAAUAUACUUUCAAUCAACAAUAAAUCAACACAUAUGGUUUCACACAACAAUCUGUUUCUUAAAGUUAAACACCGAACUCUUCCAGUAUCACACAUAAAUACAUUUUUCCAUUACUUGAAAAAAUGUAAUGUACUCUUUACUCCUAAUAAUGUAUUUAGCUUCCUACUGUAUCAACGGAACUCAAUUUCUGGCAGCACACAGCACUGUGUCUUUUAACUUUACUCGUCUUCAACAGUAUUGGCUCAAGUAUGUAUUAAUAGGCUAAUAACUCAUCUUCAAAAGCAUGAACACAUUCCAGAUGGUUUCUUUGUGCAAAUGAAAACCAGAUGAGUAUAGGCUACUUGGACAGAAAAAGAACUAACACUAAUAUGAGUUGAAGAAAGGCAACAAGCGACUUAAGAGAUUUUAAGUGGUUAAUAUAAACACAACACUGGGCAUUACUUGUUAUUACCAGUUACGAGAACAUGCAAAUGUCUAAUAAUCUAGAAAAAGAAACUUGGGUUUCAAACUUGGAAGAAAAGAUUAAUAGAAAGUCAAGAUCUACAGUAAUUAAAACUGAUAUUGGCCUGUGCCACACUAAGUGAUGAAAUCAUCUAACUGCCACAUGGAACUGCUCCUUCCAUGGCUGCUCCUGAUGAGGUUAAUUGGCACCAGCUGGAUCCACUUCAGAUCAUGCCACCUAGAGGAGGGGAGGGGGAAAAACAGAAUACUACACUCUACAGACCUAACAAACACAGGUUUCCUAUUGGAAUGUUCGAACACACACCUAAUCCUCUGUGACAUCUGAAUAGAAAUUUCUGAGUCUAUUGUUGCCAAUCCGCAUCACACUUCCUCUCUCCUUGAAUUUGUAUUCCUUUAACCUCUUUUAAGGAUUAACAAAUUCCCCAUUUUCCUACUGAAGAUGGUAAUAUCAUUAUUGGGAAUGGGUUUUCUAAUACCAUGUACUAAGAGCUUAACAGGUAGGCUAUAUUUGUUGAUUUCUGAGUUUGAUCUUGCUUUCACGUUUUGUUAUUUAGUAAAAAUACGGCAAGAAUGAGCAGAAAUACUUGUACUGAAGAGGACACUUUGAAAGAGAGAUGACUGACCAAAUAGUGGAAGCAUGAAGCAGGAACUGAGAGAAUUGUGACGGUUAAAAUGUUUUAGCCUGAAGCGUUUUUUUUAUCAUUUAAAAGGACAUAUUAAAAUUACAGUAGAACAAUGCUGACUUGGAAGAUUUGCAUGUAAGAAUUCAAGGAGACAUCAUCAUUUAGCACCAGUCAUUAGAAAAAUAAUUCACUGCCUGUCCCCACAGGUGCCCCAGUCACUUCCAGUCAUUACCAAAAUACAGUGAGGUCCAAAAAAUAAUGUGUGCCCGGGUGCUCCAAGAGGAGGUGGUCAUGGGUGGGUGCAUUCUUGAGAAAUAACUACAAGGGGUGGUGCCCCCUGUCCUUUAGGAUGUCAGCAUGAUGAAGUAAAUGUUUGGAACCUUAUUGAGCUCCAAGGAGACCCCAUUCACUUUAGACAGCAAACCCAGCCUCAAGCCAUUAUCUCAUUCUAAAAAGUUUUGUUCUUUCUUAAGACUCCACAGGACAGUUUGCGCAAAAUAAUGAACCCACCUCUAUCAAUAGACUGUUUGGCUCUGUCUUAUAAGAUUGAAAAUGAUUGUUCAAAAAAUAAAUGGUUCGAUCAGAUUUCUCUCUUCAUUCUGACCACUGAAUUAGUUUAUUACAUUCUAUAUUUAAUUCAUGCACACAAAGAAAACA